Molecule: messenger RNA, 1047 nt
Organism: Hyaena hyaena (striped hyena)
Lineage: Eukaryota; Metazoa; Chordata; Mammalia; Carnivora; Hyaenidae
Gene: POLD4
Product: DNA polymerase delta 4, accessory subunit
Exons: 4
Coding region: 212-601 (129 amino acids)
Biological process (GO): DNA-templated DNA replication; DNA synthesis involved in DNA repair
Cellular component (GO): delta DNA polymerase complex
Molecular function (GO): DNA-directed DNA polymerase activity
Source: RefSeq, a predicted model, not a curated record
UGUGGGGGUGGGGGACAGGCGUCAUUCCCUGGAACCGGUGGACUUCCUCUCGGCUAGUCUGGGUCACCCUGUCUGCCCGUCGCUGGCCCCAGGCUCGCUCUCUGGCCCCAGCCCUCUCUCACUCUCUCUCUCAGCAGCUGUCUCUCUCGCGCCCGCUGGCCGAUCUCCUUCCCCGCAGUCGCCUCCUUCUCUGCCUGCCUGGGUGGCCGCCAUGGGCCGGAAGCGGCUCAUCACUGACUCCUACCCUGUAGUGAAGAGGAGGGAGGGCUCCGCUGGGCACAGCAAGGGGGAGCUGGCACCAGAGCUAGGGGAAGAGCCCCAGCCCCUGAGCGUGGAUGACCUGGGCAGGCCUGAGGAGCAGCAUGUCAUUGCAGGGGAAGAGCCCCAGCCCCUGAGCGUGGAUGACGCAGAGCUGGAGCUGCUGAGGCAGUUUGAUCUGGCCUGGCAGUAUGGGCCCUGCACAGGGAUCACACGGCUGCAGCGCUGGCAUCGGGCAGAGCAGAUGGGCUUGGAGCCACCCCCGGAAGUGCGUCAGGUGCUGCAGAUGCACCCUGGAGACCCCCGCAUCCAGUACAGCCUCUGGCAUGUCUAUCCCCUUUGAGGUGCCACCUAAGACCUGCCUGCUAUCCCGGGACCUCAGGACACAAGUGGGGGUCAGUUGCUGCCCCCUUGGCUCAGUUCUGCCGUGAAGAGUGUUUGGCUGUGAAGAGGAGAGAGGCUGAGUCUGGAGGUCUCAGCCUGCCAUCUAACCAGCAGGCUCCUGGAGCCCCCUCUGGGAGCCAACACAGCUGAAGCUUGCACUUCCUACAUGGAGAGUGGUCUCUGAGGACAAGGACUUGACCAUGACCCUUCAGACGCCUGCUACACACCUCCCUAACCACGGUCCGGGGAAUAGGGUGGCAAAUAGGCACAGCCUUGGACAAAGCCAGACUCAGGCAGAUAUCUAAGAGGCAAAGCCACGCUCCCCACUGAAGGCUGGGAAUCUGAGGGCAGAACUGGCAAGGGGUUCACUAAAGUUUUUCAAUAAAGAACAGUCUGGAAACUUGA